CGGGAGGCGGCGGCCGGCAAGCCUCCGCAGGGCAUGCCGGGACUCGUAGUCCCAUUGGCGGAUCCAUCCCAGGCAGCGGCGGAGUAAAGAACUACGACUCCCAGAAAGGAGUGCAGCUCACCACGGGGAGGCUACAGGAAGCCGGGCCAGGAGGCCGCGGAGCCUCACAACAUCCGGGCCCCGGCGCCCGCGGCCGGUUGCUAUGGAGACGAGCUGCCGCCACCAGAGAGGACUCGGAAAGCUGCCUGGAUCGGGCGGAUCGGUUUAUGCUCACUGAUCCAGCCAAUAGUUCCUCUCUAGUUUAAUUAGGUGCAAGUAAAAGGCCACUUCCCGGGGCGCUCGCCGGUCCUCUGCCAUCUACUGCAAGAGAAGAUUUACAUUUGCCGGAAGAAUUUACAAAGGGAGCGACAAUGACGGACACCGACUGGGAUAAGAACUGUACUUCAGCUUCCAAUUCAGACACAGAAAUGAAACUUGAACCACCACCCCCUUGUGUGAACCCUGGCAAUCCGGUGUUUUCAUGUAUGUUGGACCCAAAGACACUCCGUACAGCUACGUCACUAUCGAAACCCCAGAUGAUUCUGUAUAAAACCAAUUCAAGUCAUUAUGGUGAAUUUCUGCCUAUGCCGCAGUUUCUGCCCUGCAAUUAUACUCCAAAGGAACAAGUAUUUUCAAGCCAUAUCAGAGCAACUGGAUUUUAUCAAAACAACAGUCUAAAUACUGCACCUGACAAAACCAGAACCCUUGAUUUUCCUAAUUUUCAACACACUCUGUGAAAAUAUAUUCUUUGCCUAUUUAAGAGAAAAUAUGAGAAGGAAAAAUGAGUUUUAAAUCCAAGAUUAA
This is a messenger RNA of Lepus europaeus (European hare), 843 nucleotides long. It is a transcript of the gene PIERCE2, whose product is annotated as piercer of microtubule wall 2. The transcript has 2 exons. The coding region runs from base 411 to 776 and encodes 121 amino acids. Gene Ontology annotation, cellular component: axonemal microtubule. NCBI's taxonomy places the organism in Eukaryota, Metazoa, Chordata, Mammalia, Lagomorpha, Leporidae. The record is from RefSeq and is a predicted model, not a curated record. Gene Ontology annotation, biological process: axoneme assembly.